Molecule: messenger RNA, 675 nt
Organism: Parascedosporium putredinis
Lineage: Eukaryota; Fungi; Ascomycota; Sordariomycetes; Microascales; Microascaceae
Source: the annotation of a GenBank genome assembly
AUGGCCUCCACCAACCUCCCGCCCCCGAGGCCUCCGCCCUCCUCACCCGCUUCACCACCUUCCUCACCGCCGCCAUCCACACCGUCCUCUACCACCGCCGCCUCUACCCCCGAAACCUUUCUCACCACCCGCUCCCACAACCUCCCCAUCCACCAGUCCCGCCACCCCGCCCUCUGCGCCUGGAUCGCCGACGCCGUCGCCGCCGCCGCCGCCCAGAUCCGCUCCGCCUCCGUCCGCCGCGUCGCCCUCGUCCUCCACGCCCCACCCGCCUUGGCCGCCGCCGUCGUCGAGCGCUGGGUCUUUGACCUAGACGGCUGGCCCCGCUUCCCCGACGCCCAGGUCCAGGCCCAGGCGCACGCCCCGGACGACCCAAAGGCUGCGGAGGACAGCGUCAACUGGGUCGACGUUCAGGAGCAACUCAGGGGUGCGCUGAUGAGGGUUUCCUACGCUGCGGAAAGGCUCGGCCCCUUGCCCAAGGACUGCACCUUCACCGUUGCCGUGGAACUCAAUGACGAGGCCCCAGCACCUAUAGAGCCGAACCUUCAGCCUGCGACACGCUCACGCUCUCAACCCGGCAAGGAUGUUGGGGGAGGACCACGCCCGUCCGGUCUGUCCAAGCUGGGCCUCUCUUUCCAGCCCCAGCCAGCCGAAAUCACAGGGCAUGCCCUCGCCUAA